AUGAGCAUGAGUCUCACGUAUUUUUCGCUUAUUCAACCGUGGCAUCCAUCGUCCACUCUGGUCCACGAGUCUGCACUCGCCGUUGAGAAGGUUGCCCCCGGGAAGUUCUGGGAGUACUCGAACGCCCUGUUCAAUGCGCAGAAGGAGUACUUCGACGUCAAUGUCGUGAAUGAAACCCGGAACCAGACUUACCAACGGCUGGCUGAGCUCGCGGGCACCGUGGAAGUCGACAAGGAUUCGGUCUAUAAACUCUUGCAUAUUGCAGAUAAACCGGAUGGAGAUGCUUAUAACAUCGGGAAUCAGGUCACGAACGAUGUCAAAUUCAUCACCAAGGCAGCCAGGCAGGUAUCUGCACAUGUGACGCCUACUGUGUUUUUUAACGGGGUUGUGGAGAAUUCUAUCAGCAGCGGCUGGGCUUUAGACCAGUGGAAGGAAUGGAUUGACAACAACGUGAUUUGA
This is a messenger RNA of Orbilia oligospora ATCC 24927, 459 nucleotides long. RefSeq lists its product as uncharacterized. The record is from RefSeq and is a predicted model, not a curated record. Bases 1 to 459 code for a protein of 152 amino acids. Lineage: Eukaryota; Fungi; Ascomycota; Orbiliomycetes; Orbiliales; Orbiliaceae. The transcript is spliced from 3 exons.